Molecule: messenger RNA, 934 nt
Organism: Cicer arietinum (chickpea)
Lineage: Eukaryota; Viridiplantae; Streptophyta; Magnoliopsida; Fabales; Fabaceae
Source: RefSeq, a predicted model, not a curated record
AAUUUAUACCAAAGGGUCCCCAAUAUUUAAUAUACUCAUGAGAUCACUCUAUUGCUACUUGUAUAUUUAUAUGCUCCACACUUACCACCUUCUCUUCAACUUAUGUAGUGUUCUGUUUAUCAGUUUCUUCCCCUGCUUCAUUCUUCAUAAUGGCUUAUGUUCAUCUUAUAACACUUCUUUUCUUUGCAUUAGUUCUUGCUAGAAUUGAUCUAUCAGCAUGUCAAAUGGUUAAGGGAAAAGUCUCAUGUGUUGAUUGCACUCACAACAACAAUUUAUCUGAUAUUAAUGUCUCAUUGAAGUGUGAAGGUGUUAAAAAGCUAGCUAUGACAACAACAAAAGAUGAUGGCUCCUUUAAGGUUAACCUUCCUUCAGACCAUACAAAAACUUCUAUGAACUGCUUUGCAACACUUCUUGGUGGGCCAAUUCAACUCUAUGUAUCAAAACAAAACCAAGUUUCACAAAUUAUCAAAGGAAAAGAAAAAAAAGACUACACAAUUUCCACUCCUCUUAGUUUCAUGAUAUCAUGCCCCAAAAACACAAAUUGUAAGGCUUCAACAGCUUUUGGUUCAUCCAAAACAGUUGAUUUUCCUCUGCCUCCAGAAUGGGGUUUGGCACCUACUAGCUAUUAUAUACCUUUUUUCCCUAUCAUUGGAAUACCUUAAUCAUGUGUUCAGGUGACAUGUAAUCACUUGAAUAAUAAAAUUUAUAGGGAACAAUAGACUCUUAUAAAGUCUUGAUUUUUUUUUUUUUUUUUUUUUUUUUUUUUUUUUUUUUUUUUUUUUUUUUUUUCUAGUCUUGUUUGUAAUAUAUAAUUAUCAUAAUUAUAGAUAUAAUGAAUGAUGUAUCAUGUGUAGCUAUGGAGAAAUGCAACAUAUAUGUAAUGAUGUAUCAUGUGUGUUUUGAAAAACUGUUAAGUAUAUAUUUGUUCAUCUGC